AUGAUCUCUUCUCCCAUUUUCCAACUUGUAUUCCAAUAUACAACCUCCUCUUUUUUUCAAUCGAAAGUAGUUAUUCCUAAAAAUGGCUGAUGCCUUUCUGUCAUUUGCAGUUCAAAAACUGGGUGAUUUCCUCAUUCAACAAGUUUCCCUGCUUACAACUCUUAGAGAUGAAGUUAGAUUGCUGAGAAAUGAGCUGCUCUUCAUACAGUCUUUCCUUAAAGAUGCAGAACAAAAGCAAUGUGGAGAUCAAAGAAUUCAACAAUGGGUGUUUGAGAUCAACUCUAUUGCUAAUGACGCUGUUGCUAUACUCGAGACUUAUAGCUUCGAGGAUGGUAAACGUGCUAGUCGUCUCAAGGCUUGCGCUUGCAUAUGUAGGAAGGAGAAGAAAUUCUACAAUGUCGCCAAGGAGAUCCAAUCACUCAAGCAACGAAUCAUGGAUAUCUCUCGCAAACGAGAGACUUAUGGUAUUACAAAUAUCAAUAGUAAUGCAGGAGAAGGGUCAAGUAAUCAGGUUACAACAUUGAGGAGAACUACCUCAUAUAUAGAUGAUGAUGACAUUUUUGUUGGCUUUCAGGAUGUUGUACAAACAUUGCUAGUUCAACUUCUCAAAGCAGAGCCUCGUAGAAGCGUCAUCUCCAUUCAUGGCAUGGGCGGAUUAGGCAAGACCACUCUUGCAAGAAACCUCUACAACAGUCCUAAUAUAGUCUCAAGCUUCCCUACACGUGCUUGGAUAUGUGUUUCUCAAGAGUACAACCCAAUGGAUCUUCUUAAGACUAUCAUAAAAUCCAUCCAAGGUUGCACCAAGGAAACUCUAGAUCUGUUGGAAAAGAUGGCAGAAACAGAUCUAGAAAAUCACCUUCGUAAGCUAUUAAAAGGAAGCAAAUACCUUGUGGUGGUUGAUGAUGUGUGGCAGAAAGAAGCAUGGGAGAGUUUNUCCCGGACAGCAAGAAUGGCAGCAGAGUUAUUAUCACCACGCGCCAAGGGGAUGUCGCUGAAAGAGCAGACGAUAGAGGUUUUGUCCAUAAACUUCGCUUCCUAAGCCAAGAAGAAAGUUGGGACC
Messenger RNA from Solanum stenotomum, 1060 nucleotides. Its product is annotated as disease resistance protein RPP13-like. The transcript is spliced from 2 exons. Bases 83 to 1039 code for a protein of 318 amino acids. The record is from RefSeq and is a predicted model, not a curated record. Gene Ontology annotation, molecular function: ADP binding. NCBI's taxonomy places the organism in Eukaryota, Viridiplantae, Streptophyta, Magnoliopsida, Solanales, Solanaceae.